GGAGGACCAGAGAGGGACUGCUGGGAGACAACAUGGCUGGGGGAGGAGGACCAGAGAGGGACUGCUGGGAGACAACAUGGCUGGUAGUAGGAGGACCAGAGAGGGACUGCUGGGAGACAACAUGGCUGGGGGAGGAGGACCAGAGAGGGACUGCUGGGAGACAACAUGGCUGGGGGAGGAGGACCAGAGAGGGACUGCUGGGAGACAACAUGGCUGGGGGAGGAGGACCAGAGAGGGACUGCUGGGAGACAACAUGGCAGGGGGAGGAGGACCAGAGAGGGACUGCUGGGAGACAUCUCUCUUUACCCUCUCAUCACUAACAGACACGUAAUUGUCCCCCAUCACAAGUUGACAUGCAAUCCCCUUGUAGAUCCUCCAGUCCUGUAUACACAACUAUAUUUGAUACUUUUCAGCCACAGCCAUCCAUCCAACCAGUAACAGCCAGUCUCUCUACUCAGCGAAGACUCUUCACACCCAUUUGUAACCAAAAAUGUUUUAUUUUUACUUUUUUACAUAGGGUGACAUUUUGCCUGAGCAAUUGGCAGUGACCAAAAUAACCAUAACAUAUUUUUAAUUAGAUGGACAGUCCUCAAAGAUGACAUGCCACUGAAUCAUAUGAUUAGAUCCAUUGAUUUCCAGCCCGUAGGGUGGGGUGCCACUAAUCUCAUUAUAAUGUACCAUUGUGUAGGGCAGAGCAGGUGCUAGUCAUCCAAGGUACCUGUUAUAUUGGUUUCAGAGUAGAGCACUGAUAGGGUGUGGUUGUGUUAACAGGACAUAAAUACUCACCCAAGUAAACACAUUAUACAUUUGAAGACAGCUGCAUGAAAGGAUCAGCACGUAAUAGGUGAUUGAAAGCACUGUCUGUUUGGUGUUACAUACUGUACUCACCAGUCAAGCAACCAGCGGCAAACUGAAAACAGGGAAAGAAAAUACAAAACAUGGACCCCCUAUAUGAGAAAACAUUCUCAGGUGAACAUGUGAGUAUAAAGAUAUUGAAAACGAAAACAUUAUUACGAGAUCAUAAAUACCUUCAUAAAAACAUCCCGAGGUACCCUGAAAAUGUGGAAUUCCACAUAUCCAAAGUUUCCCAUGUUACUAACAAAGCAGGCCUGGAUGGGAUCCUGCCAGAUGGAUUUAAGGGUGGACAAAGAAGAGGUGCUUUCAUGUGGUGGGAUCUUAACAUUGACGACAUCAUUAUCACGGAAGCUGAGAAGCGCUACCUUGACAGGCAGUUCCCUAACAGGCACUCCUCAAGUCUACAAACUGAAGAGAGGCAACCUCAGGUAUCAUUCCUGAAAAAGUUUACCACCUCCCCUGUCUUCCAAAAAGGAUCUCGGUAUGGGAACUUUAAGUUCACCUUCCCCUUGGAGGAUCUCAUGCAGAUGUACACAGAGCAGAUCUGUGAAAAAAUGAAGCCUGUCCUGAGAGUCUAUGAAACUGUGGUUUACAAGCAGGAGAUCAUGUAUGCAGUGGUUGUCCACAGUCCAAAGGAGACACAGUUUGAUAAGUACCCACUUCUUGAAGGUGCUGAAGCUAUGUGUAGCUAUAGAGAGGGCACAAUUGUCUGGAACGCACAGGCUGUGUCUGAGACCCACAACUAUGAAUUGAUCAUAAAGGCCAAUAUGAUCAAAGCCAAAAAGGUUAAAGCUGGCACACAUCAGUUUUUUGUGUGGGAUCAUGUGACACUAGCAUUUCACAUGCCUCAUGGCACUGCCAUACGUGUUGAUAGGAAGGACCUGAUUGAAAGCCUCAAAGCAUGUGAUAGUGUUGAACCUUUGUAUAGGAAAGCAGACCCAGUGAUGUCAUGUGAAACAGCAGCAAUCAUUGUUGAUUCUCAUAAUGUUGAAAAACUGGCUCUAACUAGCAAACAACCUAAUCAUGGAGUACUAUAGAGUACAAGAUAAAUAGAUCUUAACUUCUCAGGGGAGUUCUAACGUAUGGAAUUGUUUUAAAGUGGUCAUACCAUGAAUUAUUUAGCUAUUUGAUUUAGAAUUGUAGGACACCUUUAGGUAUAAAAAAAAAACAAAAUAAAAUAAAGAUGGAAGCAAGCUGUUGAUGCUGAAAACUCCUUUCUUCUGAUGAUAGUAAGCUGAUCCUGAGGGAAAUCGACAAGUAACAGCAGCUUUAUGGUACGCAGGAAUAACAUACUCCAUCAUGAAUAAAUGCCCCUACCUCACAAAAUAACUCUAACCCAACUAAAAAAAGAAAGACUGAUUCAUCUACAGACACUGACAAUUUGCUUACCGUUGAAGUAGAGGCUAACGGUCAUGCAGGAAUCCAUGCAACACUUGAAAAGUUAUGUGAGGAGGUAACAGGGUUGAGGGA
Messenger RNA from Oncorhynchus mykiss (rainbow trout), 2325 nucleotides. RefSeq lists its product as uncharacterized. The record is from RefSeq and is a predicted model, not a curated record. NCBI's taxonomy places the organism in Eukaryota, Metazoa, Chordata, Actinopteri, Salmoniformes, Salmonidae.